Rhododendron vialii is the source of this 2980-nucleotide messenger RNA. Its product is annotated as BTB/POZ domain-containing protein At2g30600. The record is from RefSeq and is a predicted model, not a curated record. The transcript is spliced from 13 exons. Gene Ontology annotation, molecular function: protein binding. The coding region runs from base 333 to 2753 and encodes 806 amino acids. Lineage: Eukaryota; Viridiplantae; Streptophyta; Magnoliopsida; Ericales; Ericaceae.
AAAAGAUAGAGUUUCAAUAUAAAUUCUUCAAAAGUAUAUCGAACGGUUUGGCUGUGCUGAAAGAGUACCACUUGGAUAUAUCCUAUCGGUACUGAAAAAUCACUCGUCAUAUUGGGAUCCUCCAAUCAUUGUCUCUGUCUCUCUCUCCACAGGCACAUACAUGUAUAUCAUCUGUACACUCACCCACAUAAAUGUCCAUUCAAGAUGAGCUAGAAAUCUCAGAGCUUUGCACCAAAAAAAGAAAUAUCAGUGCAUCUUUUGGUUCGAUUCGAUGAUAGGGAUGGAUCCUUGAACGUGCACGUUUCCAGAAGGGUGGUUGAAUACAAGCAGAGAUGAUUGAGAAGGAGCAUAAAAAGUUCCUAACUGUAGCACCCUUCGAGUGUGCUUGGCGUAAUGAUUUGAGGUUUAGGGAAGCUGGAAGAGGUUGCGUGGCUUUUGAAGCUUUUGCGCUCAACGAUGUCACUGUUGUGUUUAGAGAGCAUGUGGGUAGUCAACACUACCAUUACAAGAGGGAUAAUAGUCCUCACUAUACAGUAAUUAUAGGGAGUCACAGAAAUCGUCGACUCAAAAUCGAGGUUGAUGGGAAUACAGUGGUUGAUGUAGCUGGGAUAGGGCUAUGUUGUUCUUCCGCAUUUCAGAGCUAUUGGAUUAGUAUCUAUGAUGGGUUGAUUAGCAUAGGCAAGGGAAGGUACCCUUUUCAGAAUCUUGUUUUUCAGUGGCUUGAUUCGAAUCCCAAUUGUAGUGUUCAGUAUGUUGGGCUUAGUAGUUGGGACAAACAUGUUGGUUAUAGAAAUGUGAAUGUAUUGCCGUUAACACAAAACCAUAUAUCCUUGUGGACGAAUGUGGAUUGUGGGGAAUAUGAUGGAAAGGAGGAUUGUGAAGAAGCGAUGGAAAAUGAGAGUGGGAAUUAUGAAAAUUGGGGGCUUGGAAAUUUUCUUGAGAGUUGGGAACUAUCUGAUAUAGUCUUUGUUGUGGGCGAGGAGGAAAAAGCAGUCCCUGCUCAUAAGGUAAUCUUGGGGGCAUCCGGGAAUUUCAGUUCAAGUUUGUUGAACCAAGAUGUGAUCCAGCUUCAGGAUGUGAGCUAUCCAGUUCUUCAUGCAUUUCUGCAAUAUAUCUACACAGGCCAUACCAAGGUUUUGGAGUCGCAACUCAGCUCCCUGAGAACUCUGAGCCUAAAGUAUGAAGUGAUGCCAUUGGUGAAGCAAUGUGAAGAAAUUACAGAACGGUUUAAGCUGAACAAAAAGUUGUUUGACUCGGGCAAUAAUGUGGAGAUAUCAUAUCGGGGUUCUAAGCCCCAAUGUGGUACAGCCUUUCCCUCAGGACUUCCCCUCAGUAUGCAGAGGCUCAUACAAUUUCAUAUAACUGGAGAGUACAGUGAUGUGGACAUCUAUAUUGGCGGUCACGAUCUUGUCGCCCCUUCACAUAAAAUUAUCCUUGCUUUAUGGAGUAUCCCAUUUUUUAAGAUGUUCACCAAUGGAAUGAGUGAGAGCAUUUCCUCAAAGGUCCUUUUACAGGAUGUUCCACUAGAAGCAUUCAAAGCUAUGCUUGAGUUCUUGUACUGUGGGGAACUUGGUAGUGAAGACACCGCAGAUAUUGGUACCUUGCUAAUCCAGCUUCUUCUAUUGGCUGAUCAAUUUGGGGUUACUCUACUUCAUCAGGAAUGCUGUAAAACGCUUCUGGAAUGCCUCUCGGAGGACACAGUGUGCCCAAUUCUCCAAGCGAUUUCAUCUGUUUCUUCAUGUAAACUUAUUGAAGAAACAUGCGUGAGGAAGUUGGCAAUGCAUUUCGAUUAUUGUACAACUUCAAGCAUGGACUUUGUCUUGUUAGAUGAAGCAUCAUUUAGCGAUAUUCUUAAGCAUCCAGAUUUGACAGUAACAUCUGAAGAAAGAGUUCUUAAUGCAAUCUUACUAUGGUGCUUGCAAGCAAAGGAGUUGUAUGGGUGGGACGUGGUGGAUGAGACAAUGUUAAAUUUAAUGCCAGAACAUCUUUUUGGGGAGAGGUUCCAUUCUGCUAGUUUAUUGUUGCCACUUGUGCGCUUUCCACUACUCCAGUAUGCCUUGCUUAAAAAGCUGGAAAGGAGUAACCUUAGUAAAAAGAUUCCCACGUUUGAAUAUCUGGUGAAAGAGGCCAUCUCUUAUUUAGAAUUUGGGUUGGCUGAUCCACAGGGUGACCAAAAUGCAAGAUUCCAGCACCGGCGAUCUAGUUUUAAGGAGCUGCAAUACAUAUGUGAUGGGGACGGCAAUGGAGUUUUGUACUUCUCUGGCACAUCCUAUGGGGAACAUCAAUGGGUAAAUCCUGUUCUCUCUAAGAGAAUUUCUAUCAGGGCUAGCAGUCCCAUUUCGAGAUAUACCGACCCUAAGGUUUUGGUUUCUAGGACUUACCAGGGAACGUCCUUCUCUGGACCUAGGAUUGAGGAUGGAAGAAACAAUGCAUGGUGGAUGAUUGACAUUGGCCAAGACCACCAGCUUAUGUGCAACUACUAUACCUUGAGGCAGGAUGGAUCGAGGGCCUACAUUAGAUGCUGGAAUUUUCAGGGUUCUUUGGAUGGGAAGACUUGGACCGACUUAAGAGUGCACGAGAAUGACACGACAAUGUGCAAACCUGGCCAGUUUGCUUCUUGGCCUGUAGUAGGUCCCAGUGCUCUGCUUCCCUUUAGAUUCUUUAGGGUUGUCUUGACUGCUCCCACAAUGGAUGAGUCUAAUCCAUGGAACUUUUGUAUUUGCUUCUUGGAGCUCUAUGGCUUCUUCCGCUAAGUUGACUGCAUCAAACUAUUAGACUUUUCUUCUUUUUUAUGUUUUUGUUUUUGCCCGGACUUGUUAGACCCUCAACAGCCUUAUCACGUACAGUUUCUGCAGAGUGAGAAACAAAGGUGAUAUAUGGGCUCAAAGCCCUUGUAAUUUGGUUUGAUAGCUUCUGUGAUGAACAAAUGAAUAUCGUAAAAUCUCACAUACUCCUCUACUACUUUCUGGAGGAGACAAAA